GUUGCGUUGAGUGUCCAAAUGUGUUUGAACGGAGUCAAAGCUGAAUUGCUUGGAAUAUGCUUCAUCGGAAAGUGUUGCUCCUGUUGCUCAUAUUGCUGCAGGCAAUCAGAAGGUUGGAUAGCCUUAACUAUGUCGAAUCCGGCGAGAGAGGAGCAGACAAAUCCAGCUUGUACGAGGAUUCGAGUGCGGGAUGCCCCGAAGCGGACUGCUCACAAUCGCAAGGAAGCACUAUGCUGUCGAGAAGCGAUCCCAAGACCAAGGCAUCGAACAUUGCACAGAAGGCGGCGCAGGAGGCGAGGGCUGCCAGUGAUGCACAAAUGGCCGCCGCAGAGGCAGCUGCCACCCAGGUCAAGCAGGAGCUGGCCGAGCGGGCGGCGCAGUCCGCUCGUGCCGCAGAGGCAGCGCUCGCGGGCAAACAGCAAAUUGUGGAGCAACUGAAUCAGGAAGUGAACGAAGCGGAUGCCGUCGUCGCAGACAUUACCGCAUCCCUGCAGAGCACACAGGCCAAUGCCAAUACGGCUGCACAAGUGGCAGCGGAAUCGCAGGCGCAGCUCGGCCAGCUGAAGCGUCUGGUGGCCGCUGUCACGGCGAAUCUGGUCAACAUUGAGAACGUGGCAAAUGGUGCACAGCAGGAGCUGGCCGAGAAAACCCAGCUCCUGGAAGCGGCCAAGAAUCGGGUGGAGAGUCUAUAUCGUCAGCUUACGGAGGCCAAGCAGGACUUUGAGAAGACCAAGAAAGCCGCCUACAAGGCCGCCUGUGCAGCAGUCGAGGCCAAGCAGAAGGCCUCCAGAACGCGUCGAAUGAUCGGUCGAUGGCACCACGCCAAGAAAUCUUCGAAAUACGCUUGUGCAGCCAAAAAGUAGAUCUAUU
Messenger RNA from Drosophila montana, 870 nucleotides. RefSeq lists its product as uncharacterized. The record is from RefSeq and is a predicted model, not a curated record. The transcript has a single exon. NCBI's taxonomy places the organism in Eukaryota, Metazoa, Arthropoda, Insecta, Diptera, Drosophilidae. The coding region runs from base 57 to 863 and encodes 268 amino acids.